CACUAUGGCCGGCCUACAAACAUAUUUUAAUUUAAACCUAGACUAAAAUAGUGUUGUUAAAAAGGUACAAGUCGAGAUCUAUUCACAUUUAAUUCUCUUCUCUAAAUUUAGUCAAAAUCUUCGCUUGAAACUACUCCAGAAUGUGUAAACAAUUGGGGUUUCCCAGUUCUUACAGUCUCUUGAGAUUGAUGGAAAGUAAAACAUCAAUUUAAUGCUCAUGUUUCCAGGAUAAUGGAGGGUGAACCCGUUAAUGUGAAGGAGUUUCAAGAAUUGGCUAGGCAAGCUCUUCCAAAAAUGUAUUAUGACUACUAUACAGGGGGAGCUGAGGAUCAGUACACACUUAAAGAAAAUGUGGAAGCAUUUCAUAGAAUUACGCUCCGGCCAAGAGUUCUUGUAGAUGUAAGCAGAAUAGAUUUGUCAACCACUGUUUUGGGUUACAGAGUCUCAGCACCCAUUAUGAUUGCUCCAACUGCUAUGCAUAAGUUGGCACAUCCUGAAGGAGAGGUCGCCACUGCCAGAGCGGCAGCUGCAUGCAACACAAUAAUGGUUUUGUCCUUCAUGUCUACUUGUACUGUGGAGGAGGUUGCUUCCAGCUGCGAUGCUAUUCGGUUUUUUCAAUUAUAUGUAUACAAGAGACGAGAUGUAUGUGCUCAACUCCUACAGAGAGCUGAAAGAAAUGGAUACAAGGGUAUUGUCCUAACAGUUGAUACUCCCAGACUUGGUCGAAGGGAGGCAGACAUAAAGAACAAAAUGGUUGCACCACAGUUGAAGAAUUUUGAAGGCCUCUUAUCAACUGAAGUUGAUGAUGAAGAAGGUUCAAAUUUAGAAGCUUUUGCAAAAGAGACCUUUGAUGAUGCUUUGAGUUGGAGGGAUUUAGGAUGGUUAAGAUCUAUAACAAACUUGCCAAUUCUGAUCAAGGGGGUUCUGACUCGUGAAGAUGCAUUAAAGGCUGUGGAAGUUGGGGUUGAUGGUAUUAUUGUCUCAAAUCAUGGAGCUCGCCAGCUAGAUUUUACUCCUGCCACUAUUUCUGUUCUGGAAGAGGUUGUUCAUGCUGUUGGAGGGAAAGUUCCUGUUCUUUUUGAUGGAGGAGUGCGUAGAGGAACAGAUGUCUUCAAGGCAUUAGCCCUUGGUGCACAAGCUGUUUUGGUAGGAAGGCCUGUGGUCUAUGGGCUUGCAGCGAAGGGGGAAUAUGGCGUGAAACGGGUAAUUCAGAUGCUGAAGGAUGAGCUGGAGCUGACUAUGGCCCUUUCAGGUUGUUCAAGUGUGAAGGAUAUAACCCGGAGCCACAUAAGAACAGAGCGUGAGAGACUCCAGUCAAUGCUAUAAUAUCAUUUGAAAGCCAUUAAAAAUAAUAUCCUGUCUACAGAUGGUUUUGAUGAUUGAUCUUAUGCACAAAAUAAUGUGUGGGUGCACAGUUCAUCUUAAAUGUGCAUGCAUGCUGAGGUUUCAGACAAUUUGGCACUUCUUCAAUGAUUAGUUGGUCUUGUUGCUGCAAACUUAUAAACUGAGCAUUGUAAUUGAAGCAGAUUAAUUUGAAUGUUCAAUCUCAAUACUGUUCAUAUAA
Messenger RNA from Corylus avellana, 1564 nucleotides. Its product is annotated as peroxisomal (S)-2-hydroxyacid oxidase GLO4. The record is from RefSeq and is a predicted model, not a curated record. Gene Ontology annotation, molecular function: FMN binding; oxidoreductase activity. Lineage: Eukaryota; Viridiplantae; Streptophyta; Magnoliopsida; Fagales; Betulaceae.